CUUGGCAUCGUAUUCGUAUAGCUCCCUUCGCAUAUUUCGCAACCCAUUUUUCGCCCAGGCAGCGAUAAAUAGAACAACACCGUCGGCAUUAGAGGCAUUGAUGUAUGUGGCUGGCCGCUCCUCGGUUUAAUAAAGUGGUUGAGUAUUCCCUGGCCGCGUCCUGCAUUUACUCUCUCCAGACCUUCAUCCUUCGCUUCCUCUUACACCUCUUCGGACACACACGCUCGCUACUUGCACGGCAGGGCUGCCAUCAUAUACUUCGAAGGAUAGCGAGCAGAGGAUCCCAGUCCUCACAGACACUCGAUCAUGGCGAUCAUGCACACACAACCCAAGCCCUGCUCGCCCAUUGUCCGGUAUUUUGCGAACUGGUACCAGAACACAUCUCAAGACCUCGGCUUCCGGCUAGGAAUUCGCUUGCUUCAAUUCAUUCUGGCCCUCACCAUUAUGGUCCUCUAUAGUCGGGACUUGAAACAGUUCACCGCUGCCAACACAAGGGCUCCAGCUUCCUGGAUUUAUGCCGAAGUCGUUGCGGCUCUUUCCAUCAUUGUUUGUCUCUGGUGCGCUUUCGUGAAUGUUAAACACCGAAUCUUGAGAUUGAUGCUGGACUUUGCGAUUGCGAUCUUGUGGGCCGCUCAGGCUGGAUACUUUGGGAUGUUGUACUGGCAGGACGAUGGAAACGGCAAUAUCGAAAGACCCGCGUUGGCCAGUGAAAAGAGAAUGAAGGCUGCUAUCCCUAUCGGGCUUACUUGUGUGGGGUUGUGGAUGUUAAGUUUCUUUCAAAGCGUGGUCUGGAGAUGCCAGGCUCUCAAGCAAAGACUGAGAAAUCGGAGGGCGAGAAAGGAAGCGAAGCGACAAAGAGAGGCUGGGUUCGGAGAAAUGGCCGACCGAGGCAGUAUUGAGCCUGUUCUGCAGAGUGCUGCACCCGAGAUCCACGAUCUGGAGAGCGCUCCUAAGAAGGGAGAGUCAGAGCAAGUUGCUAAAGCUGAAGAGCCGUGGGUUGACGAAAAGCGUAAGCAGAAUGACUGGAUCGCUCAGCUGGACAGUAACGGCCGGGAAGAAACGCAGGAUCCUCCGCCCGCGUACAUCAAAUAGAGAGAUUGCUGGCUGGCGUGGAUGACUUUCUCUUAUAUAUCACGAUGGGCCUCAGAGCAAGCGGUGGAUGUGCCCAUGUAGUCGUAAAUUGCAUUUGUUUGUAUCAAUCAUCGCUCAAGGUCAUCGCGAACGGCAGCCGAGAUCCGCAUAAUCG
Cercospora beticola is the source of this 1246-nucleotide messenger RNA. RefSeq names its product MARVEL domain-containing protein. Gene Ontology annotation, cellular component: membrane. The record is from RefSeq and is a predicted model, not a curated record. NCBI's taxonomy places the organism in Eukaryota, Fungi, Ascomycota, Dothideomycetes, Mycosphaerellales, Mycosphaerellaceae.